CCCAUUCUUCGGACAUCGACUGCCGUCGCAACACACAGCGUAAGCCUCCCGUAUGUAAACGUCGCUCAGACCACUCGCUGUGCGGAGCGGCAUCACAUCUCGCUACAUGCGGAGUCCGCCCAGUACCACCAGCACGAUGCGGCUCGCAGUCACCGUCGCGACCAUACUGCUCGCUUUUGUCGCCCAUUCCGCGUGCGGCGUCGAGGAGCUGGACAAGAGGCAGCUCGCACUCAUUGCAAAGGCCGAAAGAAGUAAGCUCGCGCCGGACCUGAUCGAGACGAUACCGCGGGGCAUCUUCGAGGCGCAAUUCAAGUCGGGCGAGAUCGCCAUGGGCAACCACUUCACACCGGAGCAGGCGUCCAGCGCGCCGUCGGGCGUCGACUUCCCGAGAACCGCGGGCAACACGUACGCUAUAGCCAUGCUGGACCCCGACGCACCCAGCAAGUCGGAUCCAAAGUUCCGGCCUAUCCUCCACUGGCUCGUAGUCAACCUGGAUGCGGGAGACACCAAGAAGCCCGUCGACUACAAGAAGGGGACCGAGCUGUUCCAGUACCGCGGUCCCAAGCCUCCGAUGGGAUCGGGACCGCACCGGUACGCCUUCCUGGCCUACAAGCAGUACAGGCCCAUCGAGAUGCCCCGGACGCUGGUCGUGCCGUACGACAAGAGGAAGAACUUCAACAUCACCAAGUUCGCCAUAGAACACCGCUUGGGCAAUCCCAUAGCGAUAAAUUACUUCCUCGCCGAGGAUGCUUACGUGGAUGGAGUAACGCCGCUAGUGUCCUGGUUGACCGCCAUUUGUCUGGCGCUAACCGGACUCCUCUGCCGCGUCAUGGGAAUGUAGAAAUAGAGACUGAACCUGCCAUCUGACGCUCCUAGUGGAGCCUUUCCACGGUGCUGACACGGUGGUUACAAG
Molecule: messenger RNA, 913 nt
Organism: Rhipicephalus microplus (southern cattle tick)
Lineage: Eukaryota; Metazoa; Arthropoda; Arachnida; Ixodida; Ixodidae
Product: protein D3
Source: RefSeq, a predicted model, not a curated record